Molecule: messenger RNA, 720 nt
Organism: Vairimorpha ceranae
Lineage: Eukaryota; Fungi; Microsporidia; Nosematidae
Product: 60s ribosomal protein l7
Exons: 1
Coding region: 1-720 (239 amino acids)
Biological process (GO): maturation of LSU-rRNA from tricistronic rRNA transcript (SSU-rRNA, 5.8S rRNA, LSU-rRNA)
Cellular component (GO): cytosolic large ribosomal subunit
Molecular function (GO): structural constituent of ribosome; RNA binding
Source: RefSeq, a predicted model, not a curated record
AUGUCUGACGCUGUAAUUCCAAAUUCCGCCAAAAUUAUGCAAGAAUAUCAGCAGAAACGUGCUGUAAUAAUUGAAGCUAAGAAGCUUGAAUACGAACAAAGGGUUGUUAAGAACAAGGAAUAUGCACUGGAAACUACAAAAAAACUUUUACAAAAGUAUUAUAACAGUGUUAAGGAUUUAGAAAAUCUUAAAGAAGAAUACAAAUCUAAAAACAUGCUAUAUGUUCCUAAAGAGCCUAAUUUUCUUGUGGUUGUGAAAAUUAAGUCAAGCAUUGGUGCACCACCAAGGCAAAGAUCUAUUUUAAAACUUCUAAGGCUUAAAAGAACCAAUUCAGCUGUUUUAGUUAAAAAUAAUAAAAGUAUGAAGAGGAUGUUACAAUUUGCUAAAGAUUAUGUGGCAUAUGGGACCAUUUCUUAUGAACUGCUAAGAAAAAUGGUGUACAAGCACGGAGCCAUAAAAUUAAAGGGCGGACACAGAAAAUUAACUAAUGAAAAUAUUGAAGAUGCUUUUAAUGGAGAACUUAAAUGUAUUGAAGAGAUUGUUUCUAAUAUUUAUUUUCGUACGGAAUAUUUUAAAGUGUGUGCUAACACUCUCAUUCCUUUUAGACUUAAAAAUCCACAGGGUGGAUAUAAAGGUAAAAAAAGUAAAGGUUUUACUGAAGGAGGAAAUCUAGGAAAUCAUUUUGAUCUUAUUGGAGAACUAGUAGAAAGAAUGCUUUAA